UCAAACAAUGUUGUCAUAACGUUGUCAUUCAAUUUAGAGGCUGUUUUAUUUUGUAUUAAACACAUAAAUAGAAAAUUUCUUACUAAAAGUUUUAUGUACUAGAUGACUCUAUGUCUGACUGUGAAGCAUACGACCCAAACAAUGUUUUCAAACGAUUCAAGUUAUUUGAGUUCCCUAUAUCAUUUGUGGGGUUAUCCACCACACUACCUCUGGACUUGGAGAUAGAUGUUACUACAUCUGGCUACUUUAAGACUAUUAAUAUGGGCUCUUUAAUGAAGUUUGACGAAGCUCGCGCCAUAUCUGCAUCUCAUCGAGCGUUCAGUAUUGAACCACUGAAUAAACGCACCCUAGAGAUAACAUUCAAGCCGACAAACGAGUGUAUCGCAAAAGCUCUGAAGCAAAAGAAGAUGCUUACCAACAGAUUUAUAUUCGACUUGCGCCUCAUACAAGUUGACGGGGUUCGCUGCUGCAACAAUGAAUAUCAUUCUGAAAUUGCCCGUUUCUAUAUUAGCGGUGAAUUUGAAUAUUGUGAGCUGAGACAUUCCCCGAAAAUACUCGAUUUCGGUGAGGUGGUUAUGACAACUAAAGUAUCCAGAUCGGUGCGUAUUAGAAAUGAGUCUAAUUUCGUAGCUGCUAAAGUAAAUUAUACAAAAACUACUGGCUACAAUGUAUAUCCAGAGAGUUUUGUUCUCCCGCCAAAUUCAUCGAAACGAGUUGUGAUUACAUUGAACCCGAACAGUCUAAAGAUUAAUAAGACGCUUAUCUUCCAAGUGAGAAAUCCUCAUCACGUAUUUGAAGAACCCACUAGUAGCGCAGCACCCCUGACUGACACCAAUUUUCUAUCGUAUGCAAUCAAUGUUCUAGCUGACAUUAUUUUCAACGGUAAGCCGAAAAUUGUAGUCGUAAAGUCAUUGCAAACUUUGCACGAACCACAUCCUUGCUAUACUUAUUUAGAUGAAGAACUGGUUAAGCGAAAUCAAAGAAUGAAAGUAGCUGAUCGUAUUUUUCAAUUGUCCAAAGUAGGAACAAUAAAAAAACACAAAGAAAAAUAUAGCUGUAAAAAACAACACUGUAUACCCGAAAUAACAGUACUAGGAGAUAAAAAGCGCAAUUUUUGUGAACAAUUCAUAAAAGUGGCAACCGCGCCAGACUUAUUUGAAGUUUCUUUCGAUCCAUUUUUAUUGGAUUUUGGAAGAGUUGGCGUGCAGACGUAUGGUGAGAAAAGUCUUACUAUUAAAAACAACAGCAAAUAUGAUAUGAUCAUAAAAUUUUUAGAAGAUGAAUAUAUUGUGUACACUGAUAACAAACUAAAACACUUCACUGUGAAACUAAUUCCCGAAGUAGAAGUUACUAUUACAAUAUUUUGCUUUGGAUUUAUCACAGGAAAUUUCAAAGGUACCUUUGCCUACACGAUAGACUAUAAGCAUUUUCGAAAACACAGAUACACUAUAGUUGUUGGUAAUCCUUUACUUCAUAUAAAAGAUACACACUUAAAAUUUGGCAUGGUUUCGAGCGAAGGAUUCGUCACUACUGUUCCAGUGACUAUUUAUAACAAUUUUAACGUCCCUGUUGACUUCGAAUGGGCUACGAUUGGGGCAGACGUACCUUUCGAGAUAAUACCAACCAUCGGGACAAUACCCGAACAUAAGUGCAAGAUAUGUGAUAUAUUAUACAAUUACAAAAUAGCCAAGUGUAAAACGUUUGAAGUUGAUUUUUACUCAAAAGGUGAAAUUGAGAAAGUGAUUCCUGUUGAAGUAAGCAUAUUAUCGAGGAAACUUUCAAUUAAAUUUUUACAACCGGCUGUGAUGUUCAAAGAUAUUGGCCUAAAUUUGGAGACUUUUGAAAGGGUGAAAUUAGAGAACAGUUCCAAAGAAAUAGCUUUGUUUCAUGUAAUAGAACCGUUACUUCCAGGAAUGACAGUUGAACCUAUGGCUGGAAUAAUUCGACCUAGAUCAGUUAUAAAUUUUAUUAUAAAAGUUAAAAUUGCAUGUGUGUUGGAAUUCACAUUUGAUUUGAUAAUAAGAAUUAAUAAUAAAGAAAAUGUUGGUCUAACCAUCGCAGGUAAUGUUAUUGAACCAAAGUUAAAUAUUCAUCCUAAGAACAUUUAUAUGCCACGGAUCCCUAGUUGCAUGGUGUCAUACGUUCCAGUUAAUUUUCAUAAUACUGGUCCAACAAGGUGUACUGUGCAUGUGGUUGACACAUUCGAUGAAAACAUAUUUAAUGUGUAUACGACAAACGGUAACGACAAACAAAGAAUUCAUGAUUUUAGCAUUGAAGCAGGACAAGCUAAAGUUGUAUUCAUAAAAGUAUGCGAUGUUUUUCGUAGAGAGUACGAUAUGUAUAUACCAUUCAAAAUUAAUGAUUUAUUGGGGCCCCCAAAUAACGACCCAUGGUCUACACAAUUAGAAUAUUAUAUUAGUGAUUACGAAAAACAGUAUGAAAGCAACCUGAAAACUAAAGUUAAAAGUCUUAACAAAGACAUUAGUUUCUGUCAUAUUACAGGAGUAAUUACUGUGCCUUGGAUAGAAUUUUCUGUAGAGAAAUUUGAAAUUGAAUUUGACCCAACAGGCGACAACAGCAUUGAAUUUACAAUGACAAAUGUCUCCAGAUAUUACUUGCACGUUUGUAUAUUAACAUCAAAAUUAUCCCCUAAUUUUACUUUGGAUUUGACUACAGAAGGGAACGAAUCGAUAAUUAAUGACACAAAUAUGAAAUUUGAAUUAGACAGAACCAGAGAAGCAUCUUUUCGAGUGACAUUCCAUCCUCGAUAUGAAGGAAAAUUUAUUGCUGUUGCGCCACUAUAUUUAGACAAGGCUCUGGCUAUACAAUAUUCUAAUUUAACAUUUAUUGGAAAACGUCAAAAUCCUAUAAUGAAGACUAAUAUCGAUCGAAUUAUAUUUCCUCCGACUUACGUAGGAUCUGAACUGUCACGUUAUCUCACGUUGAGAUUAGAAGAACAAUUUAAUGAUUUGGAAGGAUUUCAUUGUUCAUCAAAAGAAGAACCAAACGUGCAUGUUGAUUUCGUUGGUCAUGAAAAUAUUCCGUACAACGACGAGAUUCACACUUUAGCUGAGGUUAAAAUAACAAUUUGUUGUGAAACUACAUACUCCCGUAAUUUGAAGUUAAUAUUUCACCACGAGUGUGGGGCCACUUGCGAUGUCAUAAUUAAUUUCUGUUUCACAUAUUGCCCGUUAACGCUGCACGCACAUUCUCUCGUAGUACCCGAGGAGAACCCAUACCCUUACUUCCCCGAGAGCACCCAAAAAGAUUUUUGCACAUACUUAGAAUCUUGUACUCGUUUCGUUGAAAGAUGGAUGUUUCAACAAGGUUUCCGUCGAGACUUAUAUCCUCGCAUUCCAGAUACUUUCCAUGCCAUAGCAACCUCAAUGGUAUCUUCUUUGAAGGUUAAAGGAAUGAAUAUAUCAUUUUUACAUUUUUUCAAGAGAAUUUCAGGACCUUUGAUGAAACACAUUCAUAAAGUCUCACACAACUUUGUCGAAGAACCGCUUAAAAGUAUUCAAGAAAUUCAUGAUACAUAUCAACAAAUUAUUCACUUACUGCGAGCUCGGGGUGCUAACCUAUGGCUGCUACAGGCAAAGUUUUUAUUAACUCACGACCAGUUCGUAAUACUUUACGAAGCCGAGCCUCCUCGUCAUGCCGUUGAUAUUACUUUAGCGGAAAAAUUAAUAGCUGAUGAAUAUUUAUUUGACAGACUCUCCAAGCAAAGCUGGCUCGACUUUUUACUACAAAGCUAUAAAGUUUUUAUAAUGGAUAGCUGUUUCUUUGAAUGUGUAUGUGUCAGUUCUCAGCCUAGAGAUAUUAUCAAAAUAUUAAUUGAUUGGUACAACGAACAACUGCAGAUAGCGCAUCCAACAUUAUUUGGCAAAGAUAAAACAAUUAAGCAUAUUACUAACAUAACGACAGAUUUGAGUGAUGGUAUUGCAUUAAUCGCAGUUAUUGUUAAUCAUUGUCCUUUUCUAGAAGAACAUUUCUCUAUAUUGUAUGAAUUUGAUGAUAAAGAUCCCUGUGGUACUAUUAUUCAUAAUGCAUGUCUAAUAAUUGAAGCAAUGGGUUUACUGCGACUAUAUUUUCCUCUAAAAAGCAAAGAUCUUUUAGAGCCAAAUUUUCUACAAAUGUUUUUUUUGUCAAUACAUUUAUAUGUCACUCUACCGAUGUUGAUACCAAAAGCGAGAGUGGAAUUCAGUCCACCAUUAUUACGAAGCUCAACUAGACAAGUAACAAUCAACCCUAUGACACCGGAAUCAUUAUCGUUCAAUCACGUUAUUCUGAACAACAAAAACAAUAAUUUCAUCGUUGAAAAACUUCAUCCAGGAGAAAAGAAGAUGUUUUUGAGUGUCAAAUAUGUUGCUAACUUCGUAGGAAGAGAUACUGCCGUUCUACUUGUGCAUGGAUACAAUAAAACAAGAAUAUUUGAUACGUAUAUCACAUUUUAUCUUAUUGGAAAUGUCGGAGCUUUGGCUCCGUUACGAAAGUGUAAAUUGUCGGCUCCUACUUAUCGUCCCAACAAAUUAGACAUUGUAAUUGAAUCGCCUUUUCCCGUUACUGCGACAUAUGAUGUACAUGUAACUGAAGAAGAGCCUACGAUACCUGUAGUUUUCAAGGAAACACCUAAAAUUGGGUUUUAUAUAAGGCGUCUAAACCUCUUAGAUAAUGAAAUAGUUUUGCCUGGGAACCAAAAAGAAACGAUAGAUGCUUGUAUUGCUCAAAAAUUGGUUUUACAGUUAUAUUGUUUUAGUACUCAAGUUGGAACUUCAUGGAUAUGGUUUAGGUCCGCAGUAGGGGAGUUUUUCAUUAGAGUAAUGACUCAUCCGAAGUGGGAUGUGGCGCUGGAUAUUUUGCAAGCAAAAGUGACCAGUUGGCCGUUGGACCCGUGCAGCUGCGGUGAAUCCUGCGAAUGCUACCGAACUACCAUAUUAAUGGUACCACAUCGGAAUGAUCUAAUGUUAAAGUCGUUAAGACUGGCUCUGAACGAACAUGCGACUGAAGCUAUGAUGCAGGUCUAUGAUGAGUUAGUAGAAUCAACGACGGGCCAGAUAAUCCUGACGAAGUUGUUGAUUGAGGGUGGGACGAAUAUUUUGGAGGUGCUGCAUAUCCUUCGUCCGGAGAACACGUACUCAAUCACAUCGCGGACCGUGCUGCCGAGGUUAGAUCGGGUGACGCUGCGCCAGCACACAGACGCGGUCCUCGCGCUGCCUAUCACCAUCCCACCGCGAGAGAAGUCAGGGAAGUUUGCCAUCACAUUCAUGUCCGACUGCGGUAGAGACAUACGCUCGUACAAAAUACAGUUCACAGAGACUGCGCCUCUGACAAAAUUUUCAUAAUAUAAUUCUCCUGUCCUAUAACGCAAAGGAAUAUCUUGUAAAAUCUUUACAUUAUUUUUAAAGUAUUAUACUUGUUACAUUAUGUUUGUGACUACGUUAUGUUCUCAUUGAUUAAACUUAAUUAUUAACUUAAUCUUAUAACUAAUUUAUACUUAUCACAAAGUUUGCCAUAUUUAAAAUUAGAUUAAUAUUUUUUGGCGGUCUAAUAUUUUUAUUUUUACCAAUGGA
Molecule: messenger RNA, 5570 nt
Organism: Pectinophora gossypiella (pink bollworm)
Lineage: Eukaryota; Metazoa; Arthropoda; Insecta; Lepidoptera; Gelechiidae
Product: cilia- and flagella-associated protein 47-like
Exons: 5
Coding region: 111-5342 (1743 amino acids)
Molecular function (GO): protein binding
Source: RefSeq, a predicted model, not a curated record